GCAGAGAAGGAACCGGAAGUACGUCGUCUGUUGUAUCCGCACACAUCCGCAGCAGACUUGUGUAUGAAUUAAUAGAUGUUUAAGCGGUUUCUGCACAUAUUGCAAGACGGCCUGGCUCGCAGGUCCAGUGCCUGUCCGCAAUCCGCAGGAGUUUGAGUUUGGGUGAGCCUCAAAACGGAGCCGCCAGCAAUAUUCGUGCAACAAUGAGCUCGGGACAGCCGGGCGACAGCAAGGAGCCGCGCGCAGACCUGCUUCUGGCGGAGGAGAGCGAUGAAGACAGGUGCUCCAGCAGACCAACCUCUCCGCAGGCGGGCCGCGGGGGCGCCGGGACACAGGUCAGCUGGGAGCUCGAGGCGGCCGCGGACGGCGGGACAGGCUCGGGGGGCAGGGGCUCGAGCGCGGCUGACUCUCUGUUCGCGUGGAUUUGCAAGAGGACAGUCCGCAGGGGGCCGUUUGUAGACCCCGCGCGAGAUAAUUUCCGUAACAUGACACGGCUUUAUUCGUCCAUGAGCCCGGCUACGGAUUCGGUGAACCUCAGUACACAAACCCACGGAGCUGUCUUCAACUUGGAGUACUCGCCAGACGGGUCAGUUUUGACGGUUGCUUGUGAGCAGACAGAAGUGCUUUUGUUUGACCCGGUUUCUUCCAGACAUAUCAAAACACUGGUGGAGGCUCAUGAGGACUGUGUAAACAACAUAAGGUUUCUCGACAACCGGCUGUUUGCGACCUGCUCUGAUGACACCACUAUUGCAUUGUGGGAUUUGCGUAAACUGAACUCGAAGGUGUGCUCAUUGCAUGGCCACGCCAGCUGGGUCAAGAACAUAGAGUAUGAUACUCACACUCGCCUGCUGGUGACGUCAGGAUUUGACGGAAAUGUCAUCACAUGGGAUACCAACAGGUUCACAGAGGAUGGCUGUCCACACAAGAAGUUUUUCCACACACGCUAUCUUAUGCGAAUGCGUCUGACUCCAGACUGCAGUAAGAUGUUAAUCUCCACCUCCUCUGGUUACCUGCUCAUCUUACAUGACCUUGAUCUCACCCAGAGCCUUGAGGUCGGCAGCUACCGCAUCCUACGGUCCCGCAGAGCUCCACUCAGCACAGAAGGUUCAUCAGCAGGUUCUAGGUCAGGAGGUUCCCGUCACACCAUUGACAGCAAAACCCAUCCACACAGAGAGGGUAAGACUUUAAUAUGUGAGGGUCUGUCACCCAGAAACAGUCUUGAGGUUUUAACCCCGGAGAUCCCGGGCGAGAGGGACCGUGGGAAUUGCAUCACCUCCUUGCAACUGCAUCCCAAAUGCUGGGCCACGUUGUUACGAUGCUCCAGCAACAUGGACGACCAGGAGUGGACGUGUGUGUAUGAGUUUCAAGAGGGAGCUCCGCCUCGACCUCCGGUGUCUCCUCGCUCCUCUCUGCGUCUCACGCACUACAUCGAGGAGGCUAAUGUUGGACGGGGCUACAUUAAGGAGCUGUGCUUCAGUCCCGACGGCCGGCUCAUCUGCUCGCCGUACGGUUAUGGCGUGCGCUUGCUGGCGUUCGAUGAGCACUGUGGCGAGCUGGCAGACUGCAUGCCUGUGCGGACGGCUCUGCUGCGGGAGAUUCGCUCCAUCUACUCUCACAGCGAUGUGGUGCUCACCUCCAAGUUCUCACCCACUCACUGUCAGUUCGCAUCGGGCUGCCUUAGCGGACGGGUAGCUCUGUAUCAACCACACUUUUAACACAUACAGAUGCAUUAGAAUUUACACUGAUCGCUGGAUUAUUUGGAAGAAGCUUCUGAUUGGUCUGGGGAUAAUGGGAGAACAAAACUACCUUGAACAGAGUGUGUGAUGUGUUUUUUUUUUUUUUUUUUUUGGUGUGUUUGAGGUCACACUGCAUUUGAAUGACCUUCUACAAGUUUUAUCAUUUUUAGGUGUAAUUGUUCUUUAUGCUGUGUAAAUGUAACGGAAGGAAAGCAAACAGCAUUAGUUUUUCCUCCACAAUAGAGGUUGAAUGAGUCAUGCGAGCGUUAGAGGAUUAUGGGAGAAUUAUCUCUUGGUUGCUCAUCCUGCAGUAACCGUUUAAGUCAAUCAUUUUCAUGCAACUCUAAGGAGUUCAAGCAGAUGGCAAUUUUUGCAUUUUACCAAACAUUUUAGACUCUGCAAUGCCAUAUUCUUUUACAGAAACAUUUUUUUCUGGAAGUACUUCACUUUUACUAAUCGUUCGUUUUAUUUUUGGACUGCUUGUCUGUAACAACACUAACUGAGGUCUUAUUCAUAGAUUGUCAAUACAGUAUGUACCAUGUACGUUUGAGUAUUGGGAUGAAUAUGACUUCUGCCGAUGGUUGACUGAAUGGACUGGGAAUUUUGUACCGUUCUGUUUUUCAAAUGCUUCUGGCCUCUACAUUGACAAUCAGUAGUUAUGAAAUGUUUAGAUGCUCACAUCAGUGGGGGCUUCGGACUCUAGACAUGAGGACAAUGGGAGGAGGCAUGUUUAACUGUUGGAUGAGUGUUUUAUACAGAUAUGUUUAGCUUUCUUAAAAUGAAAAGAAAAAAAAGAGGACAAAAUCUGAACAUUCUGCUUUUCUGAAACUAGUAUCAGUUGGUCAUCCUUCUCAGUUAUUAAAAUAUUGACCGCUCUUGAACAUGGAAUUUUAAAAGCAGAGGAACAGUGAAAGUUACCUUUAUUCAACCACAAUUUCAUUUGAUUCACUUUAUUCAUGUUAACAAUACUAAGGAUGCAGUGGUACAGAUGUAUUAAAUAAAGAAACCUUUUCAUA
Molecule: messenger RNA, 2752 nt
Organism: Carassius carassius (crucian carp)
Lineage: Eukaryota; Metazoa; Chordata; Actinopteri; Cypriniformes; Cyprinidae
Product: DDB1- and CUL4-associated factor 10-like
Exons: 7
Coding region: 204-1715 (503 amino acids)
Cellular component (GO): Cul4-RING E3 ubiquitin ligase complex
Molecular function (GO): protein binding
Source: RefSeq, a predicted model, not a curated record